AUGCCAUCCGCAAUCGCACUCCGCUGCGCCAGAGCGAAACUUUUUCAGCACAAUUGCCGAACUCGUCAAACCCUCCUACGUCUCGAGCCCCAAAACUUCAUUCCAGCAGCAACAAUACCACUCCGUCAAUCGUCCACAUCCUCAUCCUCCGACGAACAGGACAUCUCCAGCCUUCUCGCCACGCCCACCUGGUCCAUCAAGACCCUCCUCCCCGACAUCACAGACCCUUCCACCACCCAGCCAAUAUCCCGCGCCCAACUCCUCCAUCUCCUCCGCCUCUCCGCCCUCCCUCCGCCGUCAUCCGCGCAAGAAGAAUCCUCCAUGCUUAAAACUCUCUCGGCGCAGAUCCAUUUUGUCAAACAGAUUCAACAAGUCGACACCACGGACGUUACGCCGCUUCGCAGUCUUCGUGACGAGACGGACAGGGCGUAUCAAGAGCGGACGAUCAAUAUAUCGACGCUCAAAAGCUCGCUUGAGCGGGAGGAGUUUGUGGGCCGGAAUCGUAGAAUUUUUCGAACUCGGGCGGAGAAGGAAAAGCGUCCGGAUGGAGAGUCGUGGGAGGAAGAUGGUGCGCUAUUAAAAUCUGGGGAGGUGGUGAUGGGGAAAUAUUUUGUAGUUCGGUCAAGUGAAGCCAAUGUAGAUUAA
Messenger RNA from Uncinocarpus reesii 1704, 645 nucleotides. RefSeq lists its product as uncharacterized. The transcript has a single exon. Gene Ontology annotation, molecular function: glutaminyl-tRNA synthase (glutamine-hydrolyzing) activity. Bases 1 to 645 code for a protein of 214 amino acids. NCBI's taxonomy places the organism in Eukaryota, Fungi, Ascomycota, Eurotiomycetes, Onygenales, Onygenaceae. Gene Ontology annotation, biological process: glutaminyl-tRNAGln biosynthesis via transamidation; regulation of translational fidelity. The record is from RefSeq and is a predicted model, not a curated record.